Alexandromys fortis (reed vole) is the source of this 1629-nucleotide messenger RNA. RefSeq names its product alpha- and gamma-adaptin-binding protein p34-like. The record is from RefSeq and is a predicted model, not a curated record. NCBI's taxonomy places the organism in Eukaryota, Metazoa, Chordata, Mammalia, Rodentia, Cricetidae.
GCAGCGCCGGCGCGGAACACGGUCUGCGGCAGCAAUGGCUGCGGGUGUCCCCUGCGCUCUGAUCACCAGCUGCUCCGCCACCUUCACCGGGGACCGGCUGGUGCAACAUAUCCUAGGAACAGAGGAUGCUGUUGUGGAAGCAGCUUCCAGCGAGGCAGUGAGGUUCUACCCCUGGACCAUCGACAACAAGUACUAUUCAGCAGAGGUCAAUCUGUGUGUGGUGCCAAGCAAGUUCCUGGUCACUGCUGAGAUCGCAGAGUCAGUCCAGGCGUUCGUGGUUUACUUUGACAGCACACAGAAAUCGGGUCUUGACAGUGUCUCCUCAUGGCUUCCCCUGGCAGAGGCAUGGUUACCUGAGGUGAUGAUCCUGGUCUGUGAUAGAGUCUGUGAAGACGGAGUAAACCGGCAGAAGGCUCAAGAGUGGUGCAUCAAACAUGGCUUUGAGCUGCCUGAGGAGGAUGAUGACUUCCCUGAAUCCACAGGUGUAAAGCGGAUUGUACAAGCGUUGAAUGCCAAUGUCUGGUCCAAUGUUGUGAUGAAGAAUGACAGGAGCCAAGGCUUCAGCCUCCUCAACUCGCUGGCUGGAGCAAACCGCAGCAUUGGAUCAGCAGAGAGCUGUCACUCAGAGCAGCAGGCCCGGUUGCCAGCAGCUGAGAGGAUAGAGUCCCUUCCGGGCCAUCGUGGUGGUGCAUGUGGCUCAGCAGGUGCACAGGUUGACAGCAUUGUGGACCCCAUGUUAGACUUGGAUAUUCAAGUAGCGAGUCUUACCACUGGAGGAGGAGAUCUGUAGAACUUCGAGAGGCUCUUUUCAAAGUUGAAGGAAAUGAAAGACAAGGCUGCGACACUUCCUCAUGAGCAAAGAAAGUGGCACGCAGAAAAGGUGGCCAAAGCCUUCUGGAUGGCCAUAGGAGGAGACCGAGACGAGAUCGAAGGCCUUUCUUCCGACGAAGAGCACUAAAUCCUUCCUGCUGGGUUUGCCUGGCACUGAUGCCGGCACUGUGCACUCCAAGUGUUUCCCUGCUCAACCCGGUCCUGCUCUGCCAAGAUCGCCGUCAUCAUGCUGGCCGCUUGACUGUUUGGGGGUUCCCUUAGGUGGGCUUUUAGGAAGGACAUAGGGAGACAUCUCUGUUCCUGGGUCAUGAGUGAAUGAGGAGUGAACUGACAGUAUUGACAUCUUCAGAUCUGCAUCUUCGGAUCUCUAUUCUUCGUUUUAAGAUCCAGGGUAGAAUGAGUCUUAGAGGUCUGUACAGGAGAGCCAGGUGUCAGAGCACACUGUGAUCUCAGCACCUUGGGGUCAGAGGCCAACUUGGGCUCCAUAAGGCGGCCUGCUUCUUUGCUGAAUCGCCAGCAUUCACACUGGCUGAAGGUUGGGAGUCUGUGCCGUUUCCUGUAUACUUCCCCUGGUCCCCACUAAGAGCCAGGCUCUGAGCUAAGGUGGAUGUUGUUGAGAAAAAACGGAGGCAGCUAUAGAUCUAGUGUGCGCCCGGUGGGUGUGUGGGGGGGACAAGUGGCUCUGGGUUUGUCUCUAAGCAAGCCCUUAUGGACAUUUGAAGUUCAGUGUCUGGGUUCCUGCCACAAAGAAGUAAAAGUCAGAUGUCUGUGUAUAAGAAACAAGCAAAGGUUUCCUUC